AUGACCGAUUUCGUGGGAACAGCCGCAAGGCCGUCGAUCGAGAAAGCUGUUAAAUUUGUCGAGAGCGCUAUCAGCAGCGGCAAAUAUGUGCACUGCAAAGCGGGUCGAACGCGCAGCGCAAUGUUUGUAGCAUGUUAUCUGAUGCAAAAGCAUGACUGGUAUCCAAACGUUGCCUAUGAAUUUGUCAAGCAAAAACGGCCUCAAGUUAUUCUCGGGAAUGCACAGUGGAGGACCGUCAACGAGUACAGAAGAUUUCUGGAUCACAAACAUGGACUUGCUUAA
Messenger RNA from Gongylonema pulchrum, 282 nucleotides. NCBI's taxonomy places the organism in Eukaryota, Metazoa, Nematoda, Chromadorea, Rhabditida, Gongylonematidae. The record is from the annotation of a GenBank genome assembly.